GUUUUGGCGAAGCCAUCGACGUGAGGGCUACGUGCGAGAAGUCAGGUUAAACAUUAAAAACACGGAAGGAGGGGAGUUACAAUGUCCAGCAGUGUGCUGUGUGGUCGAGGCAGGCUGGUCCUAUCUCAGACCGCUGGCCUUCAAGCUGCAGCUGCUCUCAGGGUCGGCAGAGUCAGAACCUUCUCUGCUGCAAGCUCAGAUGAACCUUACGUCACUGUAUCACACACAGACUCAGGCCCCAGGACCGUGUGGCCUGAUGAGAACAUGGGACCAUUCGGACCUCAGGACAAGCGCUUCCAGUUACCUGGCAACGCUGGAUUUGACUGCCACCUAGAGGGCAUGGAGGACCAAAAGAAAACUCCAGUCCACAAGACGGUUCCAGACGUACUGACAGCCCCAAGCUGCACAGAGAGACACCAGUUUAUACUGGCUCAGUUUGUUAAUGAGUUCCAUGGAAAACUGGGUCCUAUAUCCACGAGAGUACACAAAGCCGAGCAGUACUUUAAUCAGACGGAGACAGAUUGCGCCAUAAAUUCCUGCCCUGAGCUGUUAAGAAAAGAUUUGGAGCUAAUGUUCCCCACAGCACCAAACACCUCCAUCACAGUUGUAACAGUCACACAGAGCAGCAGCCGGUGCGAGGCGGCAGAGCAGGACAAAGAUCAGUUGCUUCACAAAUUUAUGAGCGGCGCCAAAGAGAUGUGCUUCGCUCUGUGGACCGCAGGCUACUGGGCAGACUUCAUCGAUCCGACAACAGGAGCAGCUUUUUUUGCAUCUCCAAUGAGUCAAAGUGCUCUGCGGACAGAGGAGGAACUGAGAGAUCUAGGCUUUCACAUCGAGGUGUCGGCCUCCUGUACAGUUAUACGCCACAUCUUGAGAGGAACGCCUUUGUUUGUUGGGACUGUUUUUACCAACGCACCAACUCACAGCGCCGUCAUCGCAAGACUACAAGGACUUUCAGACGAUGAGGAAUAGGCUCUUUUUUAUUUUAAUUAUUAUUAUUAUUUAUACUCUGCAGAGCUAACUCCAAUCACAAGUGUAUGUUUUAAAGAAGCUUGGAACUUGAUGUACAGUAGUGUUGGUGGUUUAUGUUUUUAUGGACGUGAGUGAGACUCUAAUGUGUACCUCAGUGCUGUGCCUGACUGACAGGUCACCUUUAAACCUGGCUCAUCCUGCACAACAUACACAGAAAAACACACACACUCUAGGUGCAGAAUUUCACGUGAUAUCCAUUUGAUGAGUCUAUAGAAAACAUUUAGAGUAUGACGUGUGUUUUAUAAUAACAGAAACAUUGCUAUGAAAUAGAAACCUUUCACAGGUACCCAGGCAGCUAUCAGUUGCUACUUUGAAAAAUCCAGAUUGACCAUAAGAUUUAGGCUGACUGGUCAGGUCAACACCUUUCAUACCUACAAGUGUACAGUAUUGUUUUUUUUUUUUCUCUGAAAUGUUGCACAGGAUCGAAAGAAAUAUGGAUGCUGUGUUCGUUGAAACAGUACAGCUGUGAAGGAAAAAUAAAGUGACUUAAUCAAGCUG
This is a messenger RNA of Scomber scombrus (Atlantic mackerel), 1530 nucleotides long. RefSeq names its product cobalamin trafficking protein CblD-like. Gene Ontology annotation, cellular component: mitochondrion. Bases 82 to 972 code for a protein of 296 amino acids. The transcript is spliced from 8 exons. The record is from RefSeq and is a predicted model, not a curated record. Gene Ontology annotation, biological process: cobalamin metabolic process. NCBI's taxonomy places the organism in Eukaryota, Metazoa, Chordata, Actinopteri, Scombriformes, Scombridae.